Molecule: messenger RNA, 1242 nt
Organism: Adineta steineri
Lineage: Eukaryota; Metazoa; Rotifera; Eurotatoria; Adinetida; Adinetidae
Source: the annotation of a GenBank genome assembly
AUGUCAUUUAAACAAGAACGUUUUCUUAUUGAAGCUGUUGAACAAUGUGAUUUAUUUAAAAUCAUAUCUCAUAUUAAAUAUGGUCAUAAUAUUCAUAUACAAAAUAAUCUUGGACAAAAUUUAUUAGUACAUACCCUUAAACAACAAAAUCAUCAAAAUCGUAUAUUUUCAAGAAAACGUUUUCAAGUUUUUCAAUUUUUAAUUACAAAUUGUAAACUUGAUCCACAUGUAUUUGAUUAUUGUGGUAAAAAUGUUUUUAAUUGGGCAGCAAAUCUUAAUUGUACACAAGAAGCACUUUAUUUACUUCAUUCAUAUCCAGGUGAUAUUGAUAUACUUAUACGAGAUCAAUCUGGUUUGUGUUCAUUACAUUAUGCUAUUGAAUAUGGAAAUGAAAUUCUUGUACAUGCUAUUGUUAAUUAUCUUGUACAUUAUCGUAUAAGAUUUGAUAUAAAAGAUAAUUAUAAUAAUACACCCGAAGAAUUAGCUAGAAAAUUAGGUUAUGAUUAUUUAGCUGAAUAUUUAGCUGAAACAUGUCGAGCAACAAUAUUUAUGUCAAAAGAAAUACCAUUUCAACAACAACGACCAACAACUAAUAAAAGUAAAGGAACAGUAGCUACAAAAAAUAGUAUGGCAUCAUCAUCAUCAUCAUCAAUGACGGAUUCAUCAGAAAUUUUCAAUUUAUUAGAAACAAAAAUUGAAGCAGCAAGAUAUUCGAACGAUUGGAAAACAGUUGCAUCAUUAAGAUUAAAUAAAAAACCUUCAAAUGAAAAAAAAUCUAAUCAAAUAGUAAUACCAACUAUUCAACUUAAUCGAUUACCAGCAUCAUCUAUUCUUCCUAAAAUUUCUUCAAUUAAUAAUAAUAAUAAUACAUUAUCAUCAAAUAAUAUUUCAGUUCAUUUAUUACAUUUAAUAGAACCACAAAUAUGUUCAUCAUAUCGUCAACCAUUUAUACCUUAUUAUCAACCAACAAUUAGUUCAACUAUUGUUCAUCUACCAUCAUCAAUAUCACAUCGUAAACAAUCAGCAGCAUCAUCAGCUCGUAUGCCAUCUGUAAUGAAGAAUCGUAAACGUGAUUCAAAUGCUAGUCAAUUUAAUGGUUCAGUAACACAGGAUGGACAGGGUCGUCAAAUUUUAUCAUCUGUUUCUAAACAUCGUAAAUCAUCUAUUACUCAAAAUCAAGCAGUUGAUAAUGCUGGUUUAACAAAAAUACGUUCAAAACAUAUGGUUACAGUUCAGAAUUAA